This is a messenger RNA of Closterium sp. Naga37s-1, 768 nucleotides long. Lineage: Eukaryota; Viridiplantae; Streptophyta; Zygnematophyceae; Desmidiales; Closteriaceae. The record is from the annotation of a GenBank genome assembly.
AUGCCGCAGCGGUACGUGGUGGUGUUGCUGACGGCAGCAUGCACCACGGUGUGUUAUAUCGAACGCGUGGGGUUCAGCGUGGCGUACUCGUUAGUAGCUAAUCGCAACCACGUGGAUCAGGCCACCAAGGGAUGGGUGCUCUCGGCGUUUUACUACGGAUACGCCCUUUCCCAGGUGGGUGACUUGCGAGUACGCCCUUUUCCAGGUAUCUCCUCAGGUGCCUGGCAGCUGUGCAACGCCACUGAGUUUUUGAGACGUCCCAGGCAGCUCUGCAGCACAACGCUAUGGCAGCCGGCGGGUCAUAACAGUGGCCUUCCUCGCCUGGACCACCCUUUCCCUCCUCACUCCCUCUCACCCCUCCUCCUCCUCCCUCCCCCCAUUCCCCUUCUAGCCGUCAGCCUCACAAUGUCGGGUAUGUAUCUGGGGGCCGGGGCGGCCAUGUCUCUCAUGCCGGCUGUAACGGCGGGGGAGGCGCCCUGGGGCGGGCCGGCAGCGGUGUUUCGGUGGUCAGCUGGGCUGGGGCUGAUGUGGGUGGUGCUUUGGGUGCGGCUGUUUUCAAAGGAUCCGCCUGGAGGAGGAGGGAUGGGACGAGGGAGCAGCGGAGGUGGUGGUGGUAGCAGCGGGGGCGAUGGGAACCCGCUGUCUCCCCGUUUGCCUGGAAGUAAGCAUGAUCUCCUACAGGAUGAUAAUGUGAAAGACAGUGCGGUUGUGAGUGGUGGAAGCAGCAGCAGCUGUAGCAACAGUAAGGCUAUUCCCUGGGGGCCAUGA